Molecule: messenger RNA, 3727 nt
Organism: Dromaius novaehollandiae (emu)
Lineage: Eukaryota; Metazoa; Chordata; Aves; Casuariiformes; Dromaiidae
Gene: SNRNP48
Product: small nuclear ribonucleoprotein U11/U12 subunit 48
Exons: 9
Coding region: 112-1215 (367 amino acids)
Source: RefSeq, a predicted model, not a curated record
GAUGGCCGCCGUGGGCCGCUACUGAGGCAGCCAGAGCGCCCUGAGUAGGCAUGGUGCUGGCGCCUUCUUCCGCUUCCGGGGGCCUCCGCGGCCGCCUCGCUCUCAGCGGCCAUGGCGGCUCCCUGCGCGGUGUGGUUCGGCGACCAGGCGGAGCGGGUGACCUGCCCCUACGACGCCCAUCACCGCAUGCCGCCGUCGUCGCUGCAGAGGCACGCGGCGUCGUGCCGGCUCCGCCGGAUGGGCUACUCCAAGGAGGAGGAGGAGGAUAUGUACGACUCUAGCUUUUUCUAUGAAAAGCUGAAGAUACCCACUGUUAAAAUGGAUAAAGAUCUACAGUUUCACAUUGUUCAGCAAGCUAAAGCUGAAAGUGCAAAAGAAGGUGUAGGCUACAACCAAGGAUCUUAUUCAUCACUGCCUCCGGAAGUUCCUCAAAAUCACAAGCGUUUCACCUGUGACCUGACUCAAGCUGAUCGCCUUGCUCUUUAUGAUUAUGUUGUUGAUGAAACAAAGAAACAGAGGUCUAGGUCCCAAAUCACAGAAAAUGACAGUGAUCUCUUUGUGGAUUUAGCAGCAAAGAUCACCCAAGAUGAUAGUCAGAAAGGUCCCAAGUCCCAUCUCGAGAUUCUGGCUGAAAUGCGAGACUACAAAAGGCGACGACAGUCAUACAGGGCUAAGAAUGUUCAUAUAACAAAGAAGUCUUACACUGAGGUGAUUCGGGAUGUGAUUGGUGUGCAUAUGGAAGAACUCAGCAAUCACUGGCAGGAGGAGAAUAGGCUGGAUAAUGCAGAAGUAUGUGAAGAAGGGAAGACAGGCGGUCAGGUUCAGUGGACUCACAGCAGUCUGGUGGAAGCUGUAAGGAUACUGAUCGCCCAAGACAUAGGAGGGAGACCAGCAGGAGUCCAAGCAAACAAAAAAGGAGUCGUGAAAGAGGCAAAGAGAGAGAUUCUCGGAGAAAAAGAGAAAGGGAAGAUGACAAGUAUCACAGCCAUAAAAGAAGAAAGUAGAAGCAAGAACAUGAUGGUGGUGUUUGUCAGCUGUUUAAAAAAAUUACUCCCAGAGGAAGUGCUGUUACUACUGCUAGUGUGCCAAGGACACACAAUACUGGCAUUGCCUCACAGCUGUGCUUGGAUACAAAAUGAAAGUCUCAAGGCUUGUCAGGAUGAAAGGUGUAUAUAUCAAAGUGCAACACUAAUGCAUCUAAUUAAUAAGUUAUAGUGAUCUUUCUCAUCCCUUUGAGUGUAGGCUGACAGCAGAAACUACAGCAUGAGGAAUGAAAUCUGAGAGAGGCUGUAUCAGUUUGCUUCCCUAGCUCACAGCUAACAUAUCCAAAGGCUGGAUUUGGGACAGGGCAGUACCUGUGUUCAGUAUGCCAGCCUCUAGAGAGACUAGGCUCAAGUACAAUUAAAAAGCAUGAAAACAGCUCCCUUCCCACCUGACCUUCUGUUACGUCUGGGAACAGUGUUCCAGAAAGACUGAAAACAAAGUUGCUCAUGGCAUGUGCCAGAGGGCAGAAUGCAGAUUGAGUUCUCUAGCAGCUUAAAUAUUUUCAACUGCAGUUUUGUCUCUUUAUCACUUUUCAACUAUUAAAAACAAAUUAUGGAAAAGUUAUUGCUUCCAAGCUCAUGUUUAGAGAAACUUAAGACCAGUGUAAUGUGGCAAAGAUGUUGAGAAUAAGCUAACUGAUCAUCAUAAAGCUCUCCAAAGAAACUAGCAGGAAGGUAUCAGGGACAUUCAUAAUACUGCUGUUUGGCUUUUCAAACACUGGGCACGAAACAGUUUCCUUCCAUAAAUAACUAGGAAUAGCUUCCUGCAGACUAACAUCUAAGUACUAGAAAUGUAGAGCUUUAGAACAGUAAGAUCUAGAGGACAAAUACAAUACCUUUCCUUGUCAGAAAACAAGACAUAGUAUUUUAAAACUAGUCAUUAGUCCAUCUAAGAACAGAAAAAGAUAUUUAAGUUCUCAAAAGGUCCUAAUGAUAAGUAAAAAUAGAUGGAAAAAAAAACUAUAGGAAGGACUGCAUCUGUACCAUCACCUCAGCCACAGGGUUCAUGUUGAAUAGUGCUUGAUAGAACUGCUUGUUUAAUAGAGCUUAUUCACGUAGACAAGGUGAUCCAAAAGACAUGCUAUGUUUGUGUAAGAGUCAAAAGACAGCUACACAGAAGCAUAAUGAGAUGCACUAAAUUUAACAGUCCACACUCUUCUAAAUAUAAUUUUGUAUUUUAUUUAUUUUCUUACAAUUAAUUACAAAGUAUAGUUAGAAAGAUCCCUAAUAAAAUACAUCUUACUCAGGAUAAGCAAAUGAGUAAAAACUCCCAAAGUGUGGACAGGUGAAAGAAUUGUAUAACCAUGUAUUCAACUAAUGUCAAGUAAAGACAAUUUCAGGAGUAGGAUAAAGGAAGAAAAAGUGCUAGAGAAGAGGAUCUUUUCCUGUUUUAAGUUGUAAGUAUUGUUGCUCUGAAUACCUUUUAAGUCCUUUGAACGCACCUUUGAAUAUUUAUUCCAUUCUUUUUCCUCAUUGCUUGGUGCUGAGUGGUAGUCUUGAUAAAGAUAAUGUUGAAGGGUGGGUCAGAAAGUUUCUGAGCUGCACCAUGCCAGCUUGCUGGUCACUGGAAAGGAAUAAAUCAAAUGUUUUAGAACACCACUUUAGUAUCGUAAACUCUUGUGUGCUAGUAAGGCACAAACCUUUUUAACAACUGGGCAGCAUCAAGUCCUUCCCAAAUGAGCAUAGGUAGUCCUUGCAGAAGAGACAGAUGAUAGAGCAAGUUUUCCAUUCUCUACUACCCUUAAAACUAUCCCCAAGUACCACUUCCACCUGAAGGCCAGAACUCAUUAAAAAAGCAUUUUUUGCAAGCUCAGGUGACCUUCUGGAACACAAUGUAGUCCAAAGCAGAAAUAUAAAUAAAAAUAGACUAAAGGCAUAGAUUCAGUAUUGCCCCUACUCUAACAUAAAAUUUAUCCUGAAUACUUUGAAGCAAGUCCUCCACUUGCUUCAAACCACUCCUCCUUUCACUUAGGAAUAUGUGUCUGAGUAAAGUAGGCACAGGCCUAAAUGCAGACCAAAUGCAACUGCAUUACAGGAAAGAUCUUACUGGAUGCUACAUGGGUGGGGAAGAAAAAAAAGGUUUUUCUUAAGACAGUAAAGUGAUAACUUUUAUGGAAUCUUUGAAAUGAUUUCCUGAGCAGCUUCAGUCCCAUCUUGCUGAACAGUCUACCUCAGUAAUAGAAUAUCCUGCAGUGACAGUUUUGCCAAAAUUAGUUACACAGUGCAUUAAGUUCUAUUAAAUUUGAAAGCAAGAGCUUAUGUCUUUAACUACCACUAAGAAACUCUGGUUAUACAAACAGUCUUUUUUGUUCUGCCUGCUCAGUUCAGCUGCCAUUUGGUUAUGUGUAAAGACCUAAAUGGUACAGGAUCUGAGAUCCAAGAGACAGGAAAGAGAAGCCUUUUGGAAAAGGAAGAGUUAUUUUAAAGGUGUCUGUUUUAACUGAAAUAACUGAAUUUAACUGAAAACUGAGUUUCUUCUCCAGGCUAGUAGCAUUUAAUACCUGGUAAAGCUCUUACCGUUUUUUGCCUUAAACCUUUGUUGCUGGAGUGAAGAGUUUAACCACACUUCUGUUAUGCUCCCUAAACUACAGGUGAAGAACUGGGAUUUUGUUUUACAAUGCAGUUGGGCUGGAUAUAUUUUAAAAGGCUGUAUACAUCUCCCCUUAAUAAAUUUUCUUUUUGAA